Messenger RNA from Fusarium falciforme, 2142 nucleotides. Its product is annotated as Zn(2)-C6 fungal-type domain-containing protein. Bases 1 to 2142 code for a protein of 713 amino acids. The record is from RefSeq and is a predicted model, not a curated record. Gene Ontology annotation, molecular function: DNA-binding transcription factor activity, RNA polymerase II-specific; zinc ion binding; transcription cis-regulatory region binding. Gene Ontology annotation, biological process: positive regulation of transcription by RNA polymerase II. Gene Ontology annotation, cellular component: nucleus. NCBI's taxonomy places the organism in Eukaryota, Fungi, Ascomycota, Sordariomycetes, Hypocreales, Nectriaceae. The transcript is spliced from 3 exons.
AUGAAGGGUUUCUGUGACUCGAGACUUCAUCUCAUCCUUGCUGACCUCCUACGAUCGACUCUGUUCUUUAUCCCGCCCAUAGCGCCCGGACGAAAGCAUCCUGUAGUCGUACAGAGACCUCAACCGAUCAAUGGAGAACCCAGGAAUCGCCCCUCUCGCAGGGCCAUCGAGGAGGCCAGGGUAUACCCGGCAGAGGCGCGGAUGCCUGACUUGCCGUCAAAGGUAUGUGGAUGCCAUGCCAUCAUUGGUUCUCUUACCGGGCUUCGCUAUCAUCAUGGGCCUCUUCUGACGCUAAUGUACUACAGAAAGAAGAAGUGUGACCAGAUCUACCCUGUUUGCAGCCACUGCUCGCGGCUCAACCUGGUCUGCAAGCGUGAACCACCUCGCCCCCUGAAGUCGUCAUCGCCUGCGCCAUCGGACACGGCGGCCAGAACCGAUUCCGCUAUGACAAGAACUCCGAGGAUAGAUCAGCAACUCCGGGGCAUAACACACUUAUGUCAGCCUUUGGGCCUGCCGCUCUCGGAGUCGGACGAUGCAGAGGCUGAGGACCUGAUUGGAAUCAUUCUCCCUAUGGCAUUUGAAUGCCCACCACUCAUGUAUGCAGUAUCAGCAUGGGCCUCGUCCCAUCUGGCCUUGCGAGAUGACAAGUUCAAAUCCUUGUCUCUACGCCACCGUGGAUAUGCUCUAGCACGUCUCCAAGAGUCGGUUCAACAAAGUCAGCUCUCGACAGAAAUGUGUCUCGCAGUCACAAUGGUCCUCUGCUCUAUGGAGUCAAUAUCCGAAGCCACUGACAGCUGGUACCCCCAUCUCACGGGCGCAGCUGCAGCUCUAGCACAGGGACCAAACUCGGUGUGUGACCCGAAACAGGCAGUGCAGGUGACGUUUGAGGGGAGAUGGCUACUCCGCAAUUUUGCGUACCACGAUGUCAUGAUGAGUGUCUCGAUGGAUCGCCCACCCUUGAUUAAAGGCUUCUAUUGGGCGGCAGCAGAUGAAUCUCUACCGGAUCCGUACUUUGGAUUCGCGUCACGUCUGCUGUUUCUUGUGUCUGAGACCAGCGUCCUCAAUGCUGACUUUGCAGAUGCAAAUGGCAUUUCCCAAACUGGCCAAACUAUCAACCAUGGUGAUCGGUCAAUUCGGGCUCGGAAGAUUGAGGAUGAACUUCAACGCUGGGUGUGUCCUUCGAACGAGCGCGGCUCACCACUAGCACUACUGGGCGAGGCUUACCGUAACGCCGCACUCAUUCAUCUAUACCGAACCCUCAGACGCCACAUAAGCGGCUAUACUGCUGUGCUACAGGCCAAGAUAAAGGCAUGUGUUGAAGCCAUCGUCAAGCUCAGCCGGGAAGUCUCGGAAGGAUGCCUGGUGGAGUGCACACUGCUGUUUCCCCUCUUCAUGGCUGGAGGAGAAACCCACGAGAUGUCCGAGAUUGAAGCUAUUCGGGAAAAACUCGGUGACAUGAUUAGGUGGCGAAAAUUCCGCAAUGUCGAGGCUUGUCUUGAGAUACUUGAUGAAAACUGCAACACUCCUACCGCCUACCACCUAAGCCCGGACACUUCUUCUCAACCACAACUCCAAUUCACCAUGGCAAACGAAAACACCUCCAAGCCGGAAGAGCUCAAAGAGCAUGCCGAUCAGGCUGCCAUCCCUUAUCGCGGGCCACGUCUACCCGCUGUACCUGACGAUCUCGUUGUCCCGGGCAUUUUCGACAUUGAAUGCGACGAACGUCUUUGGGUUCCCCAAGCUCCAGACGUCUGGUUCCGGCCACUUCUAUUCAGCGUCUCGGGCGGUUACUUUGUCAAUAUCCUCCGUGUACGACGAUCCGGUAUCCUAUCUCGCCAUCGCCACGCUGGUGCGGUACACGCCACUGUGCUCAAGGGCCGCUGGCACUAUCUCGAACACCCCUGGUGGGCUACUGAAGGCGGCUACGCGUACGAGCCUCCUGGAGAUAUCCAUACGCUUGAGGUGCCGGAGGAUGUGAAGGAGAUGGUGACGCUGUUCCAUGUUACGGGCGCUUACAUCUAUGUGGACCCUGAUGGCAAUCCUGUGGGAGUGGAGGAUGUGUUUAGCAAGUUGGAUAAGGCGAGGAAGCAUUAUGAAGCUGUUGGACUUGGGGCGAGCUUUGCGGACCAGUUUGUGAGAUAG